AUGGCUUUUUUGACAGCAAUCAAAAUGCUGCCAAAUCAUUCCAAUGCUAAUGUUCCUACUGAUAGUCAAGUUGCUAUAGAAGUUUUAAAAAAGAGUUACAGAGGAGACUUUCAAGGAUUUCAAGAAGAAUUCUUUGGUACCAUUAAGGAUAAACAUUUAAAUAUCCAUCUAGUUAAAGUGAAAGGGCAUGAAGAUCCAGAGAAUAUUAUAGUUGAUAAAUUAGCAAAAGAAGGUGCACAAGGACAAAAUAUGAUUGAUAUUACCAAACUAUUAUCCCAAAACCAAAAGAUUUUAAUUAAUACUAAUAAGAAAACAAUCAUCUUUGACUAUAGAAAAUACAUCAAAGAUAUCCAGAGAAAAGAAUAUUUAGAUAUUUUUGAGGAUAAAUCUGACUUACCUUUUAACCAAAGUCAGUCCCUCACUCAUAUCAAUUUGAAAUAUAUGGAUCAAAGAUUUGACACUGAAACCAAAUUGUCAAUUUGGAGAAACAUGACCGACUCACAUAUUAGACAAUUUCGUCAAGUUUAUUGUGAUAACUGUGAAUGUGAAGUGGAUUUGGAACGUUUCAUAUACUACUGUGAAGAAACCGAAUGUUUUAGAAGAUAUUUCUUAACUAAAUUCACGAAUCUUACAGGAGCAUCCUCCUUAAUUCAAAAUUACAAAUCUAUUUUUACAUCAAUCAACCACAAUUUCGAAUUUCAACAAAAAUUAAAAAUGAAAGAAGAUCAUCAGUUGUUGGAAAUUCCAACGGAAAUUUGGCAGUGUUGUAUUUUCGAGUAUUGGCUCGGACCACUUCAUCAAAUUGAAUUAAAUAAUCAUGAUCAAAUUAUGAAAUUUAAAAAAGUGGUUCAACCUCGGAUGAUUGAACGAUUGGAUUUGAGUACUGUGAGGACGAUACAAAAGUUUUGUUGUGCUGUAUCUAAGAAAUUUAAAGCAUUAUUUGUUGUGGAGAUGAAUGAAUUUUGGAGGAGAGUUUCAAAUGUUUUGGAGAUGGUUGUUUAUUGGCAGAGAUUUGCAUCAUCGGAGGGAUUGUCAUUGGCAAAAGGGGAUAUUUCAGUUGGGGAAUCAAUUGGUUAUGUGAAAAUGCAGAAAUUAAUUGAGACCACAGAAAUGAAUUGCAAUAGAGAGUAUGCUGAUAUAAUUGAUACUUCAGAAUGUAUUGAUAGUUGGGGCGGUGCUAAUGUUGAUAUAACAGAAAUUGAGAAUGAAUUUGAUACUCAUGAAGUUAAUCAACAAUUUGAGAGAAGAAUUCAACAGUUAAUGUUUUCAAAUGAAAAAUUUGAAAAGAUAGAAGAGCAUAAUCAAAUUUUAGCAUAUGAUUUGUUUUUACACAAGGCUCUCAUGUUAUCUUUGGAUAUGAUUUCACACUUUGAUAGCGAAAAACAUAGUGGAUAUUAUAACAGUUAUGAUACUUUUGAAAAUUGUUGCUUAAUUUCUAAAGGACUAUUCACUCAAAAUUUUUCUGAUACAAAGGCCCUUGGAUUAAUGGUUGAUUUGAAUAAUUUACAAGAUUUUUCUAUUUUUAAGCAAAUGGCUUCGAAUUACAUUGCUUUAUCAAUUAAUUUAAAUGAGUGGACCUAUCAGGGAUUUUCUAUACCAGAUCAUAUUCAAUAUCUAUGUUUUCGUUUUAGUACAAUUACCUACUUUGAUGAAGGUGCAUUACUCUAUUCAAAUUUUCUAGAGGAAGAGGGAGUAUUUCCAAAUGUUCGUGAUCUGACUAUUCGAUACGACUGCCCUGAAUAUUGCGAAAAUAUUGAGAAUUAUGAAAAAAUUGAAAAGAAUAUUAUUGCUGGGCUAACAAGAAAAAGAUUUCCCAAACUAUUGAGAAUCUCGUUGCAAGGAUUUUCAAUAUUGGAAAGAUUUUUAGAAUGUGAUUUAUUAAGAGAGAUUCCAUAUGUAGAGAUUAUUCCUCAAUCAAUGGACAUUCAAUACGAACCAAUUACUAAUUGGUCAGAAGGAAAAGUUCACAAUCUUGUCAAGAAACAUUUUAUUGAAAAUGAAUCGCUAAUUCACCACCUUGUAAUGCAUGCAAAUAUAUCUAGAGUUAGUGGUGAUGCAGAUUAUGACUCCAUUAAGGAGUACUAUGAUUUAAGCAUAGGAAGAUUUGUGGCAUCCAUUUCACAUUCAUCAUUUGUUGAAUACUUCGAUAAGUGCUAUGAGUAAUCAAUAUAGAAAGUUCAAUAUUCUGUAAAGUGCGGGAUUGAUUUAUUACUGUGGAAGUAAUUGAUUUCUUUGCGUGUUCAUCCAAUUUCUUGGUAAGGGUCUUUAUUAAUUUCUUCAUUGAGAUGAAUUAAUGGAUAUCUAAACGUUAAAACACAAUGGAUUAAUCCAUAUUCUCUAUCAUAUAAAUGAAGGAGUUUCAAUGCAAGAACAUGUUGGUUGAGCACAGCUUCAAAGAAUUUUCACUUGGAAUAUGAUUCUCUAACAUUAUCCAAUAAUAAACAAAAAUUAUUGGCUUGAAAAUAAGC
Molecule: messenger RNA, 2468 nt
Organism: Naegleria gruberi
Lineage: Eukaryota; Heterolobosea; Eutetramitea; Acrasida; Naegleriidae
Exons: 2
Coding region: 1-2163 (720 amino acids)
Molecular function (GO): nucleic acid binding; RNA-DNA hybrid ribonuclease activity
Source: RefSeq, a predicted model, not a curated record